AUGGAUGAAAAGCCAAAAGAUUUAUGGAAAGAAUAUUCUCCUGCAUAUCAGUUCCAUGUUACAAUUUCUACUAUUGAUUCAACUAUUAACUCAGAAAAUAUAGAUGAAAGAGUAGUUUAUAUAGAAGAUUUAGAAAAAAGAAAACAAGCAUAUGGAAUAUGUGGAGAAUGUAAAGAACCUGGAACAGGAAAAAAUUGGUGUAAAACAUGUAAUGCUAAAAGAUUUAAAGAUAACUUUAAAAAUUGGACUAGUGGAAAUAAAGAUAUUGAUGAAUUAAUACAACAUUCACAACUUAAUGCUGUACAUUUUGAAAAAUGUUUUGAAUGGAUACCUUUUGAAAAAUUUCAAAAUGUCACUUAUAUUGCAAAAGGUGGCUUUGGUAAGAUUUAUUCAGCAGAAUGGCCUGAAGGAUAUAUUACAAAUUGGGAUAUUGAAAAUCAAAAAUGGGAUAGAUGCAAAGAUUUUGAUAAAUGUGCAUUAAAAAGUUUGAAUAAUUCUUCUGAUAUAUGUUCAGAUUUUUUAAAUGAGAUUAAAUCUCAUCUUCAGAUUAAUCUUCAUGAUAUUGUUCAAUGUUUUGGAAUUACUCAAGAUCCAAAUAAUAAAGAGUAUAUGAUGGUUUUAGAUUAUUGUGAUAAAGGAAAUUUGAGAAAUUAUUUAAAUGAAUCUAAAAAUUACAUCAAUUAUGAAUUUAAAGUUGAUAAAUUACAACAAAUUGCAAAUGGACUUUUAAAUAUUCAUAAUGCUGAAAAAGUUCACAAAGAUUUUCAUUCAGGAAAUAUAUUAUUUGAUACACUUGAUUCAUAUAUAAGUGAUUUAGGAAUGUGUCAACCAGCAAAUAUAAAGAAAACAGUUAAAGAAGAAGGAAUUUAUGGAGUAUUACCAUAUAUGGCACCAGAAGUUUUACGUGGAAAACAAUAUACAAAAGCAACAGAUAUUUACUCAUUUGGAAUAAUAAUGAACGAAUUUCUUUCUGAAGAAAUUCCUUUUAAUGAUAUACCUCAUAAUGAAUUUUUAGCUAUUAAAAUAUGUAAAGGACUUAGACCAACAAUUUCUAAAGACAUACCAAAGUUACUUGCAGAUUUAAUAAUAAAAUGUUGGGAUGCUGAAAUAGGAAAUAGACCAACCACUAAAGAAUUGUAUCAGAUAUUGAGUAAAUUGAAUAAGGAAAUAUAUGAUAAAAAUAGCGAAUUGUAUUAUCAAACACAAGAAAGUGAUGAAAUUAGAAGAAAAAAAUUUAAAAACAGCAAGUCAAAUGAUGAUAGAUCCGAAAAUAUUCAAACACAUUCACAAGCAAUUUAUACUAGUAGACUAUUAAAUUUCAAAAAUUUUCCAAAACCAGUAAAUUCUUCAGAUUUAUCAUCUUUUCAGUUCAGUUCAGAUGCUACUCAAUCAACAUCAGCAAAUCCAACAGUUUCAGAAUGCUUAGAUGUUCAAUUAAGCGAAUUAGAAUUAAACGAAAUUUGUCAAGAUAGUGAAAAUAAUAUUGAAUGA
Messenger RNA from Rhizophagus irregularis DAOM 181602=DAOM 197198, 1491 nucleotides. The record is from RefSeq and is a predicted model, not a curated record. NCBI's taxonomy places the organism in Eukaryota, Fungi, Glomeromycota, Glomeromycetes, Glomerales, Glomeraceae.